This is a messenger RNA of Zalophus californianus (California sea lion), 6052 nucleotides long. RefSeq names its product VPS53 subunit of GARP complex (gene VPS53). Bases 136 to 2634 code for a protein of 832 amino acids. The record is from RefSeq and is a predicted model, not a curated record. Gene Ontology annotation, cellular component: GARP complex. The transcript is spliced from 22 exons. NCBI's taxonomy places the organism in Eukaryota, Metazoa, Chordata, Mammalia, Carnivora, Otariidae. Gene Ontology annotation, biological process: retrograde transport, endosome to Golgi.
AAGUGCCCGCUCGCUGACAGAGAAGGGCUUUGCCUGAACGCGGCAAGGAGAGGGUUGUGGUUCUGGAGCUUUGGGUGACGGCUGCAGGAGCGACUCGGGGUUGAGGUGGGCUUCAGGAGAGAGCCGGGCGGCGGGAUGAUGGAAGAGGAGGAACUGGAGUUCGUAGAGGAGCUGGAAGCCGUGCUGCAGCUCACGCCUGACGUGCAGCUCGCCAUCGAGCAGGUGUUUCCAAGCCAGGAUCCUCUAGAUCGAGCAGAUUUCAAUGCUGUGGAGUAUAUUAAUACCCUAUUCCCAACAGAACAAUCUCUGGCAAACAUAGAUGAAGUCGUGAACAAAAUUAGACUGAAAAUAAGGAGACUGGAUGACAAUAUUCGAACUGUUGUAAGAGGUCAAACAAAUGUGGGGCAGGAUGGCAGGCAAGCACUUGAAGAGGCCCAGAAAGCUAUUCAGCAACUCUUUGGCAAAAUCAAAGAUAUCAAAGACAAAGCAGAAAAAUCAGAGCAAAUGGUUAAAGAAAUCACCCGCGAUAUUAAGCAGCUAGAUCAUGCCAAACGCCACCUGACCACCUCAAUCACAACGCUGAACCACCUGCACAUGUUAGCAGGUGGCGUGGAUUCCCUCGAAGCCAUGACCAGGCGAAGACAGUAUGGAGAAGUUGCUAACCUUCUUCAAGGUGUGAUGAAUGUUCUGGAGCACUUCUACAAGUAUAUGGGAAUUCCACAGAUCCGGCAGCUUUCUGAAAGAGUGAAAGCUGCCCAGACUGAGUUAGGACAGCAAAUCCUGGCUGAUUUUGAGGAAGCAUUUCCUUCCCAGGGCACCAAGAGGCCAGGAGGACCCAGCAAUGUCCUACGAGAUGCAUGUCUGGUUGCUAAUAUUUUGGAUCCUAGAAUCAAACAGGAAAUCAUCAAAAAGUUUAUUAAACAGCAUCUGUCAGAAUAUCUAGUACUUUUUCAAGAAAACCAAGAUGUUGCCUGGCUGGACAAAAUCGACAGACGCUAUGCCUGGAUAAAACGCCAGCUGGUGGACUAUGAGGAGAAAUAUGGUCGUAUGUUUCCACGUGAGUGGUACAUGACCGAGAGGAUUGCAGUAGAAUUUUGCCACAUCACAAGGACAGAACUUGCCAAGAUUAUGCGUACCAGAGCUAAGGAAAUUGAAGUGAAAUUGCUUCUUUUUGCUAUUCAAAGAACGACUAACUUUGAGGGGUUUCUCGCCAAACGCUUUUCCGGGUGCACCCUGACGGAUGGAACUCUGAAAAAACUCGAGUCUCCACCCCCAUCCACCAAUCCCUUCCUGGAAGAUGAGCCAGCACCAGAGAUAGAGGAACUGGCGAUGGAGAAAGGAGAUUUAGAUCAGCCAAAGAAGCCGAAAGCCCCAGACAAUCCAUUUCAUGGCAUUGUUUCCAAGUGUUUUGAGCCUCAUCUCUAUGUGUAUAUUGAGUCCCAGGACAAAAACCUUGGAGAGCUGAUUGACCGGUUUGUAGCCGAUUUCAAAGCCCAGGGGCCACCUAAGCCCAACACUGACGAAGGGGGUGCCGUGCUCCCCAGCUGUGCUGACCUCUUUGUCUACUACAAGAAGUGCAUGGUGCAGUGCUCUCAGCUCAGUACUGGGGAGCCAAUGAUCGCCCUGACCACCAUUUUCCAGAAGUACCUCCGAGAAUAUGCCUGGAAAAUCCUCUCUGGCAAUCUACCCAAAACCACAAGCAGCAGUGGAGGCCUGACCAUCAGCAGCCUCCUCAAGGAAAAGGAAGGCUCAGAAGUAGCCAAGUUCACUCUAGAGGAGCUCUGCCUCAUCUGCAGCAUCCUAAGCACAGCAGAGUACUGUCUGGCCACCACCCAGCAGCUAGAAGAAAAACUCAAGGAAAAAGUUGAUGUAAGUCUGAUUGAACGAAUCAAUCUGACUGGAGAAAUGGAUACGUUCAGCACUGUCAUCUCUAGCAGCAUCCAGUUGUUGGUUCAAGAUCUGGAUGCUGCCUGCGAUCCUGCCCUGACUGCCAUGAGCAAGAUGCAGUGGCAGAAUGUGGAGCACGUUGGUGACCAGAGCCCUUAUGUCACCUCUGUCAUUCUUCACAUUAAGCAGAAUGUCCCUAUUAUCCGUGACAACCUGGCUUCCACGCGGAAAUACUUCACUCAGUUCUGCAUUAAAUUUGCAAACUCCUUCAUUCCCAAGUUCAUCACCCACCUCUUCAAGUGCAAGCCAAUUAGCAUGGUGGGAGCAGAACAGCUGUUGCUGGACACCCAUUCCUUGAAGAUGGUCCUGCUCGAUCUACCUUCCAUUGGCUCACAGGUGGUGAGGAAAGCACCUGCCAGUUACACUAAGAUUGUUGUGAAAGGCAUGACUCGGGCGGAAAUGAUACUCAAGGUAGUGAUGGCCCCUCACGAACCAUUGGUGGUGUUUGUUGACAACUAUAUCAAACUCCUUACGGACUGCAACACAGAAACCUUCCAGAAGAUACUGGACAUGAAGGGGCUGAAGAGAAGCGAGCAGAGCAGCAUGCUGGAACUGUUGCGCCAGAGGCUACCUGCCCCGCCUUCAGGGCCAGAAGGCUCCAGCUCACUGUCCCUACUGGCUCCGACACCAGAACAGGAAUCAUCUCGUAUCCGCAAGCUAGAGAAACUGAUUAAAAAGAGACUGUAGGAGCUUACAGAGGGCACUUUUCUCCCCUGACCCGUGACCCUCAGCACCCCAUUGCCUGGAAGCCCCCCCCACCUCUCCUGUGCUCCCCCUGACUUUCAGAUCAUCAGUCUUGAAACUUCCUGGGACAUUUGGGUUGUUCAUGAGUCUUCCCCAUGACCUGUCUUGAUUCGCGUCCUGAUCAAGAAGCCAAGCAAGGGCAGGGUGAUGAAAAGCCUCCUUAGUUGGUCCCGGAUUCCUGCAGCAGAGGCAGUCGUGGGCGAAAGGGCCCUGCAGUCCAUUUGUGUUCCACCCGUCCAGUUGUUACUGGCCUCGCUGCCUCACCUCUGCAGUCACAUCGCCCGGCAUGUGGCCCCAUCUCCCGUGCCUGUGCAGGCAACUUGGGUGAGAAACCCUGGAUCUCCCCCCUUCCAUCUGCUGCUGUUUGAGGUUACCUCUGCAGCCAGGCCCUAAGAUUUGUCCUCCCUGCUCCAUGGGCUUGGCUCUGGGGCCCGAGUUGGCAAAUGACAGGUGGAGGACAUUGGCCUUGCCUUAUGAAGGCAGUGGAGGCAGGAGCACUCUUCCUUGUAGAUCCAUUUCCUCGUACGUAUUGUCAUGACUGGGCCAGUGCAUUCUUCCCGUUUCUCCCUAACGCACAGUCCUCUGUAUACAUCCAAGGAGAAAUUCCCACUGUAUCUCUCACCCAGGAAGAUUGUGUGUGCUAGGCCUUGGAAGCAGGUGUCCUCUGUGCCAUGGGGCUCCUUGCUUGGGGGUGGGGGUAGACCCAUAUCUGCACACUCAGUGCAUGAUGUAAGCAGAUUAUUUUCUCCAUUUCUUUAUUCCCACCCUGCUCCUGACUUCUAGAGGAGGGAUUGCCUUCUGUGAAGAGAAACUAAGAUGUUUUCCUAGAAAGAUUGUCCUAGGCUUUCUCCUCAGAUGAAGCUGUGGGACAGUGCAGGAGGCCUGGGCCCUCUAAUCCCCUUCCUGCCCAUUUAUUUUCAAGCCCAAAUUACUUUCCAGAAUGAUCUGAAACAACAAAGGUGAUGUGAAGUGCCAGAAUGACAUAUGACUUUAUUACUAACGGGAAAGAACCCAGGGCCAUGGCUACCUUGGGAACAGAAUGUUGACCUUAAACACAUGCUCAGAGCCUGGCCCAGCCCAGAACACACCCCCACCCCUGACCCUGGCCGGCCCGUCCUGCCCAGUGGCACGCAGCCAGCACAGCUUGGCAGAAGAGAACCUCCUAGAACUGCCUCAGUCCUCACAUGGUCCUGCAGUGCAAGAAUGGGCAGCGUUAUCAGGUAGCUGCCCUGAUUUGCCAGGUUCACAGGGACCCCGAACCCCAGCUCACCGUGCCCACAGCCUCGGGGGGGGCCCACUGUUGGUGUAGGCAUUCUUCGGGAAUUUGGAACAAGUUGCUGGCCAGGUGGGGAGAGAGCUGAGGAGGAAGGAGGAGCUCUUUACAGAGAAGGCACAUAACAGGCCUGGGGAUAAAAUUGGGAUAUCAAAUAGCACUCAGAAAUGGGUUUUCAGGGGCGCCUGGGUGGCUCAGUUGGUUAAGCAACUGCCUUCGGCUCAGGUCGUGAUCCUGGAGUCCUGAGAUCGAGUCCUGCAUCGGGCUCCCUGCUCAGCGGGGAGUCUGCUGCUCCCUCUGACCCUCUUCCCUCUCGUGCUAUCUCUCAUUCUCUCUCUCUCAAAUAAAUAAAUAAAAUCUUUAAAAAAAAUUAAAAUAAAAUAAAAAUAAAAAGAAAUGAGUUUUCAGGAUAGAGGAAGUUUCCUGAAAAUCCAUACAAGUUGUGAUAGCCACACAGGAGGACACUUUAAGGUCUGAAAAUCAGACCAGGAACUGAUGAUUUCCCCCCUUUUUGUUCUCCAAUCCCCUUCCCUCUCCUUUAACCUCUUCCCAGACUCUGUCCAUAGGCCCCAGCUUUGAUCCUGAGCCCCGUUUCUUCCUCAGCUUCCAGGCUCCUCUUGCUUGUCCGUGUGACUCUGACAUACUGAGCAUCUCAAACUCAACAGCGCUGAGAAGAAAGUGCGGCCCUUGGCUGAGCUCUCAGGAAAAGCUUGCUAAAUAAGGAAAAGGCAGAUAGGGUGGGGAGGGGAUUGGGCAAGCAUGCGGGCUGAGCAGCCGGCAAGACUUCACUUUGCCGGGACAGCUGCCGUCUCACUCCGGUGACGUCCUACCGCCCGCACUAAUGGAGGUUAACCUCUCUUCCUGCUCUUGAAAGAAGGGCCGAUGGGCCCAUCUGCAAACGGCACAACCAUUUGGGCCAGCCGUCGUCAACCUGGGGAGCCGGGGAAGCCAGUGGACUCCACCUGGUUCUUGUCCCUCUCGGUGUUUAUAGAUGCACACUUCUCUUUUUGGUUCAUUCCUGGGGAGUCGUUUUCUGGACAUCUCCGUAACGCAUUGAGAUGUCAAGCCACUGUUUUCUCCCAGUUGGUGGUCACAGCCAGGGAAGUUGCUUUCUUGAUUUAUUACAUUGUCAGGAAUCUCCAAGGAGCUAACAGAUGUCAGUAGGAGUUAUGUUAAAUGUCUCAUUGAUGGGGUCUGAAUGCUGUGUAUGCCUCCUUUAAAGACAGAGCACGUUUCUCGACGGAGGUGGGGGGCGGGGAACGCAUCAGAAUCCCCUGGGGCCUUUUUACACGUAUAGUUGUCUGGAGAUUCUGAAUCCGUAUGUCUGGAGUGGGGCCAGGCAUAGAAGUAAUUCUAAUGUUUACCCCUUUGUUAAAAACCUGCAAUAGAGAGAAAUUUGCUUUAUCACAGUGUUCCUGUAGCACAUUUUCAUAAAUGUGUAUUUUUCCUGGCUCUCUAAGCGAGUAUAAUUCCUAUACAAUUGAGCUGGUACCAACAUGGUAAAGAUUCAUUGCUAAUAUCCAACAGCUUUAAUUUUAAGCUUGUGUUGAUGAUAGGGAUCAUGCCAGAAUUGUGCUGUCCCCAUACAGACUAGAAUUCUUAAAGUUUUGACAACGAAGCCCCAAACAGAGAUUUGUUCUAUUACUGUCACUUCAAAAUAACAUGAAGGAGGACUCACUGGUAAAAACUGUAACAAACAACACUGUUAUUCAGCUAAAUUAGAUAUUGUACCCAUUCCUCCCCCCGCUUUCUCUCUUUAAAAAAAAAAAAACUUUGAAGACACUUUAUGUGGUUAAAAUAAAUAUUAAUAAUUUAUGAUUGAUAAAGAUCUGCUGUUCUUCCUACGGACAGACUUCCUGAUAGCUGGCUUAGAGGUGCCCAGUCUGGAGAAAGUUCCGUUUGGAUCAUAACAGUGAGACAGGAACCACAAUGGACAGAGUUCAAUUGAAAUCCAAGUUCAGUUCUGGAAUUGAAACUGUCACCACUCCUCCCUCUCUUAAAGAACAAAGAACUAGGGAUGCCUGGGUGGCUCAGUCGGUUAAGCGUCUGCCUUCGGCUCAGGUCAUGAUCCCAGGGUCCUGGGAUCGA